AACCACCAAACCCAGAGGUUCUGAGCAGCGAGAAGAAAGGGAUCGCCGGGAUCCCAAUCACUCACUCACACGCACAGACGAAUACGAAGCAGUAUAUAUAUAGACGCAAUCAUCGCAAACCCAGCACUCUUCAAGAACUAGGGUUUCCAGUUUAUGAUUCCCAGCUGUUUGGUCAGUAUAGGGUCUCUUGUUGCAAUUUGAAUCGCUGUGUAAAAUUUACAGGGCGAUUUGAAGGAAGUAUAGUUGUGGGAGUUGAAUGAUGGGAUUCAAGGCGGUGCACUGAUGUCACUGUUCUGGAUUGUGGUUCAUCAACUUGCAGAGAUCGAAGCAAUGGCUGCGUCGAAGAAAGUCAUAACAAGGGAAGACUGGGAGAAGAAGCUCAAGGAUGUAAAAAUUAAGAAAGAAGACAUGAAUAAAUUGGUGAUGAACUUUCUUGUCACCGAGGGUUAUGUUGAUGCUGCUGAGAAAUUCCGAAAGGAAUCUGGAACUGAACCAGAUAUUGAUCUUGCAACAAUCACAGACCGUAUGGCUGUCAAGAAGGCUGUACAGUGUGGUAAUGUGGAGGAUGCAAUUGAGAAAGUGAAUGACUUAAACCCUGAGAUUUUGGAUACAAAUCCCCAAUUAUUUUUCCAUCUCCAACAGCAACGGUUGAUAGAACUAAUUCGGAAUGGAAAAGUAGAAGAAGCCCUUGAGUUUGCUCAGGAAGAGCUAGCGCCAAGGGGAGAAGAAAAUCAAAGCUUUUUAGAAGAGUUGGAGAGGACUGUUGCACUGCUAGCCUUUGAAGAUGUGUCCAAUUGUCCUGUUGGAGAGCUUCUGGACAUAUCACAACGCCUAAAGACAGCAAGUGAGGUGAAUGCGGCCAUCCUUACCAGCCAGAGUCAUGAAAAAGACCCGAAGCUACCAAGCUUGUUGAAGAUGCUGAUAUGGGCCCAGAACCAGCUUGAUGAAAAAGCUGCUUAUCCUCGGAUAAAUGAUCUUUCCACUGCCAUGCUAGAAGACCCUACUGUCUAGAGGAUGUCCGUCCUACCUCCUUGUGUGGAGGAUUUAGGUUUCGUCUAGGCUUUCAUGGAAUGACAAAUGAUGUAUGUACAUUUAUCGCGAAAUGGCUGUAUCUACAUUCCUCCUUUGGAUGUUGUUUCAUUGCAAUCUUUGUUAAUUUUAUUAUCAUUUACGUUUCUGUGGCAUUCUCAACAUUUGUACAAAUGAUUGUCUAUAACAUCUCUUUUACGUCUAUUUCUUGA
Molecule: messenger RNA, 1241 nt
Organism: Prunus persica (peach)
Lineage: Eukaryota; Viridiplantae; Streptophyta; Magnoliopsida; Rosales; Rosaceae
Product: glucose-induced degradation protein 8 homolog
Exons: 7
Coding region: 283-1011 (242 amino acids)
Biological process (GO): proteasome-mediated ubiquitin-dependent protein catabolic process
Cellular component (GO): cytoplasm; nucleus
Molecular function (GO): protein binding
Source: RefSeq, a predicted model, not a curated record